UCUCCCUUCCUAUAUUUCAGACGACCAAAAUGGGGAGGAUAGACAAUGCCCCAUCUCCCAAAAUGAAGCAUUUCAGCCAUCCUCACGAGCUAGAGCUAUGGAGCAGCACUACUUCUUUCCAAUCUCAUCAGCAAACCCUAAUGCCAACAGACUCAACAACAACGACGACAAUUCUUCGUUGUUCAGCUUGCCAACUUCCAUCAACCGAAAACAUGUACAUCUGUCGCCCCUGCAACUUUUCUCUCCAUGUAAGCUGUGCCCAAUUUCCUCGAGUCUUCAACCACCCCGCCCACAAGAACCACGUCCUCACCCUCCUCCCUGUCGCUGCAUAUGCGGGGGGCAUAUUCAACUGCGAUGCGUGUAACCGACGAGGCAAUGGGUUCAGCUACCAUUGUGGUAGCUGUGAAUAUGAUCUUCAUGUUUUGUGUGCUUCUAAGCCAUUAAGGUUCACUCACCCGUCCCAUUUUUGCCAGCUUGAGCUCACUUUUACAAACCCUUAUGGUAAUGCCAAAGGGUUCUCUUGCGAUGUUUGCCACAAGUUUGGAUCAAAACAAUGGCUUUAUAGAUGCAGUGCAUGUGAGUUUGAUGUCCAUUUGGAUUGCACCACCGUCCCGACCCCGACGACGACCGCGCCGACACAAGUAAGUACCCCAGGGUCGUCGUUCGGGACGGUGGUUCAAUUUCAAGGUCAGGGCAUGACACCAACACCUACACCUGCUGGUGCACCCGUAAGUGCACCGGCAUCCGCGAUGGCGAGUCAUUUUCUACAGCAUCAAGGACCGUUUCCUACUCGGUAUAUUCAUAACCAAGUCGGCUUAGGUCAAUCGGCCCAACCAGCCCAUCAACAGUCCAUGCAUAGCGCAAGAAUGGUUGCAGAUAACAGUACCCACAGACCACAGAUGGGGCCGACAGAUAUGGCCUUGAUGGGGGUGGGCCCGAUUUUGAGUGGGCCAACGAUAGCGGGGCCUGAUAUUUCAAUGCCCAGUGCAAGUACGGGGCAAUUGGGGAACUACUGGCCAAUGGAGCAGGUAAUGCAUGGGCCACCAGUUGUGAGGCCUAAUGUUUUGAUGCAUAGUGCAAGUGCGGGGCAAUUGGGCUAUGUUUCGCCGGUGGGGCACACGACGAGUGGCCUGAUGAAUUCUGCGAUGCAAGGAUUUGUCGAAGGUGGAGGACAACAGGUGGGGCAAAAUUUGGUGCAAGGUGUGAUUGGCGGUGGCGGCAGCGGCGGUGGUGGUUGGGGAGGGGAUGGAACUUCUAUCCCUGGGAGCCUGUUUGAAGACUCAUUGUAUACACAAAAUUAGGAACUUAUUUUUGGAAAAGUAAAGAAGAAUUUUAGCCUAGAAAUUGA
This is a messenger RNA of Coffea arabica (coffee), 1348 nucleotides long. The record is from RefSeq and is a predicted model, not a curated record. Lineage: Eukaryota; Viridiplantae; Streptophyta; Magnoliopsida; Gentianales; Rubiaceae.